Messenger RNA from Colletotrichum destructivum, 1320 nucleotides. RefSeq lists its product as uncharacterized. Bases 1 to 1320 code for a protein of 439 amino acids. The record is from RefSeq and is a predicted model, not a curated record. Lineage: Eukaryota; Fungi; Ascomycota; Sordariomycetes; Glomerellales; Glomerellaceae. The transcript is spliced from 2 exons. Gene Ontology annotation, biological process: alkaloid metabolic process. Gene Ontology annotation, molecular function: transferase activity, transferring alkyl or aryl (other than methyl) groups.
AUGGCCAUCCCUGCCGACGUGGAGUCGCCUCUGCGUCAGGUCAACCAGGAGAUCCCAUCCGCCGCCCAAAACGAUGCCACCUUCUGGUGGAACGCCUUGUCCCAGCCGAUGGCCACGCUCUUCCAGACCAACAACUACACCGAAGAACAACAAUUGUACUACCUCCGCUGGUUCCGGCAGUGGAUCAUGCCGGCCCUAGGCCCCCAGCCCAACCCGGCCGACGGCAAGCCUCACUACGGCGCCUGGCUCACCCACGACGGCUCGCGCCUCGAGUACAGCCUCAACUGGAAGGAAAAGAAGCACGAGCAGACGAUCCGCUUUACCAUCGAGCCGGCCUCGCGCGAGGCCGGCACGCCCGCCGACCCCCUGAACCAGAAGGCGGCCAAGAAGCUCCUCACGGACAUGGCCAAGGCGCUCGACGGCGUCGACCUCACGCGCUUCGACAUCUUCCACGACGAGACCCGCGUGCCCGACGACGCCGCCGACGAGAUUAUCGCCAAGAACCCGCCCGGCGCGCCCCUGACCGGCACCUGGGUCGCCUUCGACCUCGAGCGCGGCGCCAUCGUCGCCAAGGCCUACUUCCUGCCGCACCUCAAGGCCAUCUGGAGCGGCAUCCCCACAAAGACAAUCGUCUUCGACGCCAUCCGCCGGUGCAACGGGCCCCUCGGCUCCUAUGACGCGCCCAUCGCCGCCCUCGACGCCUACCUCGAGUCCUUCCCCGCCGCCGACGCGCCCCAGGUUGUGCUGUUGGCCAACGACUGUGUUGUCGACUCCCCGGCAUCCCGGUCCAAGGUAUACGUCCACCCGUCCGUCCCGGGCUCCCUCGCCGCCGCCAAGGACAUGUUCAACCUCGGCGGCCGGCUCACCGGCCCCGCCACCGCCAAGGGUCUGGAGGCCAUCAGCGACCUCUGGUGUCUCCUCUUCGGCCUGGACCGCGCGGACCCCGCGUCGGAGGAGAAGGUUGUCCUGCCCGACGGCCGCAAGUUCCUCUGCGUCUACGAGAUGAGGCCGACGCAGGAGGGCCAGGAGAGCCAGGCCGGGCCCGACAUCGAGGUGAAGCUGCACAUCCCGGGAUGGCGUCUCGACAAGACGGACGAGGAAGUCAACGGGCUGCUCGAGAAGUGGUUCUCCGACCACGGCCACGAUGACCUCGCCGCGAGGUACCGGGCCGACUUGGCCUCCACGUUCCCCAAGCACAACCUCGGAGCGGACAGUGGAACUCACACCUGGAUCUCGCUCACGUGGACGGAGAAGACCGGUCUGUACAUGACCAUGUACUACACCCCGAAGCUUCCCGAGUUCUACUUUGGCGGCAACUAG